UCGCGAUUGGUAACAUCCCGUUGUAUAAAUACACGACGAAUCUCACCCUAAGCCAUCAGUCUUCUGGUGAUUCCAGCAUAAACAUGGCUUGCAAGUUGAUCGUAAUUUUGGCAGUUGUUUUAACAGCAAAUGCUGCUGUUGUCCCUGUAGCUCCUGCUGCUCAAUUACUACAGCCAGCAUCUGUAGCUGUACCAGCUAGAUUUGAGGAUUAUGAUGCGGUACCACAAUACAGUUUUGCUUACGACGUCCAGGAUGCACUGACUGGCGACUCAAAAGCUCAAUAUGAAACCCGUAAUGGCGACAUAGUCCAAGGGAGCUACAGUCUGAUUGAGGCUGAUGGAACCCGAAGGAUUGUUGACUACACUGCGGAUCCAGUUAAUGGAUUCAAUGCAGUUGUAAGUCGGGAACCAGCAACAUUUACCCUACCAGCAGUUCCAGCUGUCGAAAUCGCUCCAGCGGUACCAGUUACUCCUGUCGCAGCACCAGUAGCACCGGUAUCUCCCUUUGGAUUCGGCCCGGGUCAAGUUAUUCCCGGCGGACCCGGACCAACUCCAGCUCCAGCUGUUCCUGAAAGUGGACCAGAUUCGGAUGUCGAAGUUAUUGACGCACGAUCGGGGCCAUUGAGAGCUCAAGCACGAGAGCAAUCGCAAAAUGAUGAGUCCGGUCAACAAAGAUUUUCUAGCCGCAGAAUUGCUUCUGCUGACGCUAGACAAAACUCAGCUCCGUUGAGAGCUCAGGCAACUCGAUUUUCACCAGAAGAACAGCGAGCUGCUCCUGAGACUAAUGCACGCAAUGCUGCUCCAGCCCCAGCUCCAGCUCCAGCUCCCGUCCAAGCUCGAGCACAAGUAGCAGCUCUGACUUAUCCCGCUUACUCAGCUUACGCUGGUGCCUACUCAUCACCAUUCGCAUUCACUGCUCCAGUUGCUGGUCUUACAUACACAAACUUACAACCGCACGUGGGAAACUUCUCGCAACAACUGGAGCUGCAUAUGGAGCAGCAACAAAUGGAGCCGCGUAAGGCGAAGCGACAACUGGAGCUCUGUAUUGCGCUGCAACAACUGGAGCUGCAUAUGGAGAAGCGACAACUGGCGCAGCGACUGGAGCCGCAUAUGGAGAAGCAACAACUGGUGCAGCGACUGGAGCCACAGUACCUCAACAAAACAGUUGUCAGCCGCUUUUUGUCCCAUCAUAUUUAUAUGAAAAUGUUUUCCAAGAUUAUUGCCUUCGUAAGUAUCAUCAGCAUCUCAAGAGCAGCAGUGGUACCAGCAGCAGUGCCAGUGCUGGCUAAAUUAGAUGACUACGACCCUUAUCCACAAUACACAUUCGCUUACGAUGUGCAAGACGCCUUGACCGGUGAUUCAAAGGCUCACUUUGAAACGCGUAAUGGUGAUAUAGUACAGGGAAGUUACAGUCUAAUUGAAGCUGAUGGAACCCGAAGGAUUGUUGACUACACUGCUGAUCCAGUUAAUGGAUUUAAUGCAGUCGUAAAUCGUGAGCCAGCAGUUGCUGUUGCUCCUGUUGUUACUAAAACUAUUCCAGCAGCUCCAGUCGUAUCAGCAGCUCCAGUUUCUGCACCAAUUGUGGCUUCUCCAUAUGCAGCUCCAGUCUCUGCACCAAUUGUUGCUUCUUCAUAUGCAGCUCCAGUCUCUGCACCAAUUGUUGCUUCUCCAUAUGCAGCUCCAGUUGCUGCGCGAUUUGUUGCUACUCAAUAUGCAGCUCCAAUUAUUGCAAGAAAUUUUUUACCGAAAAUUUCUCCGCUAAUAACAGCAAGAGCAAGUCCAUUAGUAUCAGCGCCUAUUGUCGUAAGACAGCCUCAAAUUAUUAAGCCCGCUAGAAUUGUGGGAUCACCUGUUGCAGCAAAACAAACCUCAAGACCUGCUAAAUAUUCAAAAGUUAACAAUAAUAAGGUCGCACAGUUGUCCGCGCCGUUAACUUCUGCGGCAGCUGGUUACGUCUAUUAAAAAAAUUAUCAUGACAAAUUAAUUAAUUGACAAAUCGAUUUAUAAUUAAUUGUUGUAUGCAAAAUAAAUUAGCAAAUUAUAUGCAAUCUACCUCAAUAAAAAAAAUAAAACUAGUUAAUUAAUAAAUAAAAAUGGUGUGUAAUUGAAAUGUAUGUAAAAAAGUUUACGUAUAACUAGACAAUUAUGCUCGUGUUUUUUUAUUAUGCAAGAAACGACUUUGCGGGAUAUGUUUACGAAAGAACAAUGAGCUGGACAUCGCGUAACCGAACCGACCUUCGAAUACGAAUCCUGCAUGACAAUUAACUUGAUAUAAAACAAGUUUAUCACCAUUUAAAUAUUUUAAUACUCAAAUAUAUCCAUAUAUAUUUUAACAUACAUGUACCAUAUUACCCCACUAUAUCCUGUGGAAAAAUUAGUCCACUUAAUCUCACUACAAUAAUAACACAUUUUUAUUAUUAUUGUUUAUUUAAUUAAUUAAUUUAUUUAAAUUACAAAAUAUAUUUAAUUCAGUCGCCACAAAUAUUAUUUAUAUUCAACAAGUGUACGGGAAAUUCUAUGAAGGUCCGAGAAAGCUUUUACCAUCUCCUUUUUUCUUCGAACUC
Messenger RNA from Microplitis mediator, 2563 nucleotides. RefSeq lists its product as uncharacterized. The coding region runs from base 84 to 1961 and encodes 625 amino acids. The record is from RefSeq and is a predicted model, not a curated record. NCBI's taxonomy places the organism in Eukaryota, Metazoa, Arthropoda, Insecta, Hymenoptera, Braconidae. The transcript has 5 exons. Gene Ontology annotation, cellular component: extracellular matrix.